UUGAUUUUAUUUUGUUUGACUUUGACGAAUUUGACUCAUUUGGGUUGGUGCUGUGUAGACUUGUGGUGUGGUCGCAGUUAAAUAAAAUUGAAUGCUAAUAGCUAAAAGAAUAUUAUGGUGUGGUCGUUGAUGGUUCUUGAAAGUUGCUAAUGAGUUACCGAAUGACUAAUACUACUUAAUUACACCCACAACAGCAUCAAUGAUUUAGAAAAUGAAGUUUAUCAUUAUAACAUUAUUCUUAGUAUUAGGUACUUCCAGUUGUUAUGGCUUGAAUGGCACAAUCCCUACAAUUUUGAGAGGAGCUUGGUUCUCAUGGGAAUUAGGCAGAAAUACUUUAACAGAGUUAGAUGCUACAUCCAUGACUGAUAGAGGAACCUGCAUAGAUGUUAAAAAUGAGUUUCAUGUAAACUAUACAUUAGUAUUUCGCAAGGAUAGUUGUUUUACCUGCGUUAAGCUGUUGGUAAGGACAGUUAAUGUUUUGGAGAAGAUGGAAACUUCUUGCAUUAGUCUUCCUGCAGAACAAGCUUCAGUAGAAACAGUUUGUAGAGGAUUAGAUGUGCAUCAACAGCUAGUUACACUGUUUUCUGAAAACUAUAUACCAGUUAACUGUCGUUCAUCACUGGAAGGUGUUUGGAACUUUGCUUACCAGAAUCGUUUCAAAUUUACUGGAGAAUGUUACAAUCCUGAUGCUCAAAUUAGGUCCUGCCAAACUGCAGGCUCCCAAUUCUUGAUUACCAAUCAGAAGUUCAAUAUUACAUACAAGAAGUGUGAUGGCAUGACUGGCACAUUUGAUGGAGUGGUUGAAUAUAGCUGCUUGGGAGAUUGGUUUGUUGGUAAAAAUCACUAUUUUGCUGUUGCUAAUACCAAGGAAUCCAGAAAAGAUGAAAAAUACAGAUGUUUUUUGAAGAACAGAGAUGAUGACCUGUACAUUGGUGUGUCAAUUACAGCUGAAUGUAAUACUCUAAAAACCGUUGAAAAAAGUCCAGAAAGAUUGCAUAUUACACCAGUAAAAUCCGAGAUAGUAGAGCCAGGUUGCCGCCUUCCUCAAAAUUUCUCUGGAGAUUGGAUAAAUACAGCUAAUAUUGAUGCUGAUAUUUUCAUUAAUGAAACCCACAUUAUAGAAACAUGGUAUCCUGAUGAAGGAAGAUACAGGAGAACUAUUUAUGUUUGUAGAGAACAGAGAGACAGUAGAGUGAUGAUGGCUAGAUUAACUGUUGAUGGAUGCCAAAAAGAUUUCAUCUGUUUUGACUUUGUACCGCAACAUCACAACAUUAUUAGAUACAGACGAGGUAUCGCUGUCAUUAAAGACGAUUUCAGUACUGUAUGCUCCUGGGUACAAUUCCAGAACAAAGUUAAAUGGAAGUAUGAUUUGUAUUUGAAGAAAAAUCCAGUACCAGUGAAAUGUCCAGUAGCGGGGAAAUUCAAUUUUACUCAAAAAGGAGAUGUACCAUUUGAAACAAGAAUUCUUGGUGGUGUUACUUUGAGUCCUCGUCCAAAUAUUUACUGCAAGGAAAAUAUAUCAGAUUUUUCAGUUUGUGAUACCGAACAAAAAGAAGUAGCUGUUGACGAAAACUAUUGUCUUUCUGUUGAUCAUUUGGGAAGACCUGUUGAUAUUUACAGUGAUCCUGACUAUAGAAUGAAAUGCAUAGGAUUCUGGAAAGAAAAUUUGAAAUCAUAUUUAAUCACAUAUGAUGAACUGGAUCCAUUUUCUAAGUAUCGUUGCUGGGUAUACCAAAGAGCAGAUUUGAACAAAAUUUUGAUGUCACAGGCUAUUGGACCUUUUUGCGAUUUGAAACAAGAUGUAUAUUCAUGGAAUUAUACUGAGGGUGCCUCGGUAGCUAUAGAAAUGCAGGAAUAUGAAAGAGAACGCGAUCAGUGUCCGAUGUACUUCGACGACGGUACCAAUCCAUGGCUCCACACAGAUAACGAAAUUAUAAUAUUCGACUUUGGAUAUUUACGAAGUGCCUCCAAUAUACCAAAUAUACGUGCCUCUCUUAUAUGUAUCAUAUUGACAGCUAUAUUUUUAAGUUAAUGACAAUAUUAUUCUCUCUAAAAUGAACAUAUUUAUGAAAUAAAUACUACAUUUUGAUGGAAAAUGGCCAAAAUUUUAAAAUUAUUUGUUUUUGGUAGUUACAUUUUGUAAAUAUGUUCUGUCAGCCUAAGCAACUUACAAAGGACUGAUUGAUGAUUUAAAAAGUGCCUUUUAUUUUUUUUUUACAUUCCAAAUUUUAUUUUUUCUUGGUAAGAUUACCAAUAUGGUGAUAUAACACCGAUCAGCGUGAGUUAAUUCUAUUUUUUCAACAACCAUUUGGAAAAAAUAAUGUUUUUGGGUUUAUUUUACUAAUCCAUAUCGCUAAAAACAAUUUUAGAUUUUCUGAAUAAAACUAUAUGCAUAGACAUGAUUGCUGAUAAUUUCAAAGCCUGAAGUUUUUAAAAACAGUAAAAGGAAUAUUAAAGAUCAAAAAUAACAAUUUUUUCACUGAUCAAUACGUCUAGACCAGUCUGGAUAUAUACCAAUAUAGCUUAUGUCUGUUGUGGUGAGUUAAACCUUAGAUUAUGAUAGAAAUGUAUUCGAACGUUUGUUUAUAACUAGAAUUUGACUAUGCGCUAUCUGAAAAAGUUAUGGCAAAUCCAGGAAACAUCCUAGAAUCAAAAACAUAUGUUGCUGACCCCUGUUUUCCAACCUUUAUCCUGAAUAUCCUAAAAAGUAUCAAAUCUACAACAAAAAUGGGUAGAAGUCAAAUUGUUUACAAUUAAAUUUCCUAUCAAUAGUUUCUUGUCCAAUAAUUUAAAAUUAAAUUUCUACACGUUUGUAAAUAAAAAAUUGCAAAAAAAUUAGUUUAAAAAUAAUUUUUUUUUAAUUUGUAUAAGAAAUGAAGUUACCUCCAAAACAAUUACGUACAUAAAAAUGCAGUGCCUUUUUUUCUGAUUUUGCAUAGUAAUUUUGCAAUCCAGCUCUGUACAGAAAAUUGGAAAAGUUGCAAAACCUUGUUGCAUGCAAUAUUGUUUGUUACGUAAAUUGUUUUUUUACGAAUAGAAGAGCUUUUUAUGAAGGUUCAAACCUAUUUCGAAAAAUUAAAAUGUUAGUAAUGGAAGCCUUCGGAAUUUUUUUGAGGAGAAUAAAACUUGCAGUUUCUUUUUAUUCAAAUUUGUUUGUAAGAUCAAAAUAUUCGUAAUUUAAUAAAAUUAUUCUGGAUAAAUUGAUAUAAAUUUUUUAACUUGUUACAAUUUUUUUUAAAUUAUUGUAUAAUAAAAUUUAGUGCAGAUUUUAACGAAAAUAAAAUAUUUGUUUCAGAAAAUAAUUUUAAUAUUUCAAAAAUGAUAUUUUUAAAUAUUUUGUAGAGAAUUUUCAUUUCUACGCGCUGGAUUUUUUUUACAUAAUUAACAUAAAAUGUUGAGGUCUCCAUAACGACGAUUUUUCAUUCUAAAUUUUUCCUGAAUUUGGACAUUUAAAUUAUAGUCAUAGACAACCUUCCAUAGACAUUUCUACAACAAUUUAAUAUCUGACUCACUUCAACCAAUUCUAACUAUAUCUCGAGUCUGAGAUGUGUCAAUCGUGGACCAAACUAUGAUCAGGAUUUUUUCUUUGAUAACAUGAUUAACAAAUUCUUUAAAUAUUAACUGACAAUUUUAUACACUUAUAAUACCUUACAAAACUAAGUCAUUAUUUAACGGUACAACAUAAUUGUUGUUGAAAAAAUAUAAUAUUAAUCGAUUUUUUUUAUAGUGGGUAAGCUAAUGUAAGAAUUGGUUGAUCUCGUGUCCAAUUUAUCAGAAGUACUCCUUUUAAUUAUUUAUUCAUAGUACGUAAACUUUUUCCCGUAAAAUACAAGAUUCAGCGUUGUAAGAUUGUACUACAGAAAGAUGAAUAUAAUUGCUGUUUCAUGCUUUUUAAAUUCUUUAUCAAAUUUUUUCUACUUUUCUAGGAAAGUUCCAAGUUUUUCUUGGUACAAUAAUAUUUGUAUUUUGGAACAGUGCAAAUAAUUCUUUCCCACCUCUAUUUAUAACAUUUACGCCGAUAAUUAUCAAUUUUUGGUUUCAGCCAUUGGUGUUUUUUUUUAUACAUAUGAUGAUAUAUAUUCUAUUAUCAGUUCUUGCUACUUACUCUUCUUUGUUAUAGUUUAUGUAAGUAUUGAAUAAUUAUUACUAUAAGUACAGUAUAAAAAUAGCUUAAUUUUAAACGCGUCAUACAAAUAGGAUUCUCAUAUACAAUUUUAAUAACUUGGCUGUUCUCGCUCUGAUAAUUUUGUAGGUAACCUACGUGACCAUAAUGGUUUCUUCAACUAUUCCGGGAAAUUGGAGGAUACGUCCAAGUUGAACAACUAAUUAAGGGAUUUUAAUUAAUUUUUAUUUGUUCAUUAGGAAAAUAGACUUAAUGAGUGUCAAGACCCGGCAAUAAUGAAACUAUUUGAUUUUAAUAGCUUAUGAGAUCAACCAAUUCUUACUAUUUAACAAAGAUCUGGCAACUAAUUGAAUAGACUUGAUUGUUGAUAAAUUAUAUACUUAAUGAAAGUUUUAGAUAUUUUUACAAAAUUUUUUAGAAUCAUUUUUUAGAUAUCUAGGUAUAUUUUUAAAUACUUUAGGUUAGAUAUAAAAACCUAUUGUAAGUGAUCAGUGGAUCUGCACUUAAUACAUUUGUGUAAUGCUUUUGAUGUUUAUUAUGCACAUAUCAAAAUUUGUAUCAGCGCAAAUAUGCCACAUUGAAGUAGUGUCUUAAAAAGUGCAAUUAUAAUAUAAGAUUAAUGCAUUACAAGAUAUAAUUACUGAGAUUAGAAAUUGAAUAAUUGACAUGUAUAUUUUUAUUAUUGAAUAUAGAUAAGUAAAAAAGUUUUACCAAUAUCACUAUAAUUUUAAAUAUUAAAGUUUUUAAUAACACUCUAGUUUUUUCACACAAAUAUAUUCUAUAACAAUUUAAGUUACAUUAUUUAAAUAAAAUUACUUCUAACUCUUGCAAAUGUUUGUGUGACUCUUAAUAUUUUUUCUGAUCCCAUAUUAUCUCAAGAAGAGUAAGGAACAACGACCCCUGAACAGGGAAAAGCCGAGGAAGAGGAAGAUUGUUUCAAAUUUCACAUGUUGGCUAUUUAUUGUAAAAACGUAUAUUUUAAUCACCGUUUUUAACUUCGUAAGACUCUUAAUGACUGAUAAAGAGUUCAAUACUCUUUCUGUGCUAUUUCCAAAACUUAGCCGGCAACACACGUUACGUACAUGGAGCAAAAACUACGCAAAAGUAUUGGAUAACAAGCCGGGUAUUCUAAAAUAUCGCUUCGCAGUAAAAAGUACAUGAAACUCGAGUAAAUAUAAGCUAUAAAUUUAUUAAAUGUUAAUAAACAUUUUAGUAAACAUUAAAAAUUCCCUUAGAGCUGAGUUGAUCAUUUUAACCUAACAUCAGUUUCCUGUGCGUUUUUUUUUCAUCGACUUAUUUGGAUCCUGAACGUCUUAUCGGAAAUAUCGGGUAGUUAUUUCAACUAAUAGAUAUUUUCAAUGAACUAACUCUACAUUUCAAACUGUCCUAAAAUCUUCUAGUCACGAUGUAGUGGAUAACAGUGAAUUCAUCCACCUAAAUAACCCAGCCAGAACAAUAUUUUUACUAGAUAUUUAGGAUGUAGAUCAACGAGAUACUUGAUUAGUUUCUGUGGCGUACGUUUUGCCUGUUUGGAUUUAACUUUACGUAAACAAAUUUUUCUAUUUUAAUAGCAAAGUUGCAUAAAUCGCCUUAAUAUACACUUGUAAAACAUAUUAUAUACAAAUAGAGGCAUAUACAUGUGUGUACGUUAUAUUCAAGAGCUUUAGUGGCUUUUAUUCUUGUAUAACAUGAAGAACCACAGAUUCACGUUUGAUCCAUGUAGUGAUCCAAAAUAUAUGCAAAUUUAGAAUAUUGGUUUGAGCAAUCUAUGAAACUAUAAAUAUCAUAAAUAUAAGUCUCAUAAAGUUACAGUAUUGUUUUAAGCAAUCUAUAAAACUAUAAAAGUGCAAUAAUUAUAGUAAUUCAUGUUUAGUUUUCGUAAACAAAGAUAUGCUUUUUUGACCAUUCUUUAACUGGUUAACGAUUCCUAAAUUAGACUCUUCUAAUCGAAAUUCUAUGUAUGUAAAUUUAAAAUAGAAAAAACAAUAACUGAAGGGAUGUUAUCGUAUAUUACUUAUCUACAUUCAACUAAGUCAUUAUAGAAAACUUAUUUGGUAGAAAUACUUUAAAAUUACAUAUGCUCGAAGUAAGUAUUUGACAAUAACUGAAGUUAAAGUAAUUUAAUAAUACGUUACAGUUCAUUUCUAUAAAAUUGAAUAAAACACGCAAUAUUCCAAGUCAAAAAUGUACACGAAUGAACAUAAUUUGUAUCGCUUAUGAGUAACUAUUAAGAUAUUAGAGAAAUAGAAAUAAUUUUGAAAUGUUUAUUGUUAUUUAUAUUUCUUGUAUUCAAAAUAGGCGCAUUGAUGGAUCAUAUUUUCAUAAAUAAACCCAGCAUAUCGUUCAGCUAUUUUAAGUGCAAUUUACACCUCAGAAAUAUUUAUUGCAUUUAACAGUAAUAUCUGGUUAAAAAGUUUCGCAAUUACCCCCAAAAUAGCGUAGAUACAUUAUUUCUCUAAAGUCCGAUAAUGAAUGAAUUCUGAAAACUGAAGCACUAUUAUAUACAUUUUUAUGUCCUUUUUUAGUAUUUCUAUAUUCCAUGAGAUGUUAUAUUUCACUAGAAUUUUAACUUUAGCAACUAUGUAAACGUCCAUUUUUUGAAAUUUUUAUUUGUAAAUGAUUAAUUUUUUUAAUAAAUUUAUAAUU
This is a messenger RNA of Diabrotica balteata, 6769 nucleotides long. The record is from the annotation of a GenBank genome assembly. Lineage: Eukaryota; Metazoa; Arthropoda; Insecta; Coleoptera; Chrysomelidae.